Aspergillus heteromorphus CBS 117.55 is the source of this 1235-nucleotide messenger RNA. RefSeq lists its product as uncharacterized. The record is from RefSeq and is a predicted model, not a curated record. The coding region runs from base 51 to 869 and encodes 272 amino acids. The transcript has a single exon. Lineage: Eukaryota; Fungi; Ascomycota; Eurotiomycetes; Eurotiales; Aspergillaceae.
UACACCACCACCUCCACCACCACCACCAUCACAAACCCAACAAUGCAACAAUGACCACAACUACUGACGACUCACCACCUCUUCCAACCUCCCUCCCACCUCCACAGCCUCACCAAGCCAUGUCUCCAACCCACUCCAUCCUCCCCACUCUCUUCACCUCCCUCACCCGCACCCCGCGAUGGUCUCUCCUCCGAACCCUCAAAAGCUCCAACCCCCACGACAUCAACGGCGACCUCCACGGCACUGCGACAUUCACUCUCCUGUCGCCCUCCACCGAAACAACGCACCAUCAUCACCACCAAGAACCACCACAACCACAAGAAGAAGAAGAAGAAGAAAAGCCCUCUUCCCCAACGAAACCCCAACCCCUCGAGUCGUCGUCCCUCUACACCGAAUCCGGCUCCCUUCCCGCAGCUCUCUCCCCAACCACCCUUCCCCUGCAAUGGAAGAAAUCCUACAUCUGGAGACUCACGCCCACCCAGAUUAGCGUGUGGUUUGUGAAACCUGCCGCUACUGAAACCCCGGAGCCAGAUUACGUGUUCCAUGGAAUGGAGUUUCGACAGUCGUCGGGUGACGAUGCCGGAGUAGGGGAUGGAGAAGCAGAAGAGGGAUAUGUCAGCCCGCCGGUUCCCCCGCCUGUACGGAAAAGAGAGAUAUCUGACGGAGAAGCGGAGGAGGAGACCAUGGUGGUGACGGCGCGGGGGAAUCAUCUCUGCAUUAAUGAUAUGUAUCGUACGGCGUAUGCAUUUCGGCUGAGGGCCGGGGAUGGGGAGGUGGUCAGUUGGGCCAGUCGGCAUGUGGUGAAGGGCCCGAAGAAGAACCAGGAUAUUGUCAAUCUGUACUCCAGGAUAGAGCCAGGGUCGGAGUGAAAUUGAGCAAUGGGAGCCGGCUGUACAUGUUGCGUGGGCAGUGAAGGCCACAGGGGUAUAGAGGGCUGGCUUUUACUUUUAGAGAGCUCUUUUGGUGAACAAAUCUCUGGAGCACAUCGCUCCGAUGUGGUAUGCUGCUGUGAAGGGAUUAUUCUAUCACUACAAGGUGUAUAUAAAAUCAGGCCUGUUGUCACCAAGAAGCUCGAUCUGGUGCGGCUCAAGUCCUGCCACCCAGUGGUCUCUCUCCCCACGUCGACGCUUCGCAUUUUCUUGUCGGAGAAGAACAUACUGCACCACCGAGCCACCAAACAGAAACAGGACCAAAUAAGCCAGGACGGUCCCGUGGCCUGGAUAAAACUGGGGCGC